Molecule: messenger RNA, 486 nt
Organism: Magnusiomyces paraingens
Lineage: Eukaryota; Fungi; Ascomycota; Dipodascomycetes; Dipodascales; Dipodascaceae
Exons: 2
Coding region: 1-486 (161 amino acids)
Source: RefSeq, a predicted model, not a curated record
AUGAGCUCCUCCUCGUCUAGAAGAUCACAACAACCUCUUACUUUGGCUCUUGGUGCUUUGGCUAUUGCCGCCGGUACAGCCACUGCUGCCACCUAUCUUGCUUCACGCUUUGGACUUUUUAAUCUGCGCAGCGGACCCUCCACAUCAUCUUCAUCACUUGAGGAUUCUCUGUUGCAGACCAAAAAAAUUGUGCCUGGAGAAGAACCUUUUUACGACACUGACGAGGAGCGCGAGCAGAUCCGCAAGCAAGAACAGCGCGCUGCUGAGCAGCUAGAUGCUGACACACGCGCGGCACAGGCCUCAUCCGAGGGCCAGCAACAGCUUGAGGUUUCACAACCUGCAAACCCAGACAACUUGUCUGCUAACCCGCGAUUGUGGUCCGAUGCAAAGCUGCGCUCGUGGCUCGGUCAUCGUUAUAUUACUGUUCCUGAGGAGGUGUCUCGCAGUCAGUUAGUUAACCUGGUUGCUGGCCUCCAGGAAGCUUAA